Pistacia vera is the source of this 1981-nucleotide messenger RNA. Its product is annotated as probable amidase At4g34880. The record is from RefSeq and is a predicted model, not a curated record. NCBI's taxonomy places the organism in Eukaryota, Viridiplantae, Streptophyta, Magnoliopsida, Sapindales, Anacardiaceae. The transcript has 5 exons. The coding region runs from base 239 to 1819 and encodes 526 amino acids.
ACCGAAAUUUAGGAAUUUGGAUUCUCUAUUAGAUGGUGAAGACAAAACUUAAUAGCCAAAAUUAUGGUUUUGAAAGAAUUUAAAAUUGAAGAUUAUUUUUUUAAUAUUUUUUGAGUUAUGAGAAUUCAAAGGAGUUUUGAUUAAAAUAAUACACUUGCGCCGAGGUAUGAACAUAAUCUACGGCAAACAAACUCAAACUCGUCAUUGACCAAAGGAGAGCAAACAAAGAGAAUCAGCAAUGGCUAUCAAUGGACAAACUUCAACUUGGUUCUUGAUCUUCACCGCAAUAUUAUUCAACCCAAUCAACGGCCACGAAUUCCCCUUCACAGAAACAACAAUACAGGAGAUUCAAUCGGCCUUUGCUAAAAAGAAGCUGACAUCAAGACAACUGGUGGACUUAUACAUGACCCAGAUCGAAACCUUAAAUCCUCAACUUCGCAGCGUGUUAGAAGUGAACCCAGAUGCGAGAAGCCAAGCAGAAAAGGCUGACGUGGAGAGGGAGAGAAACGAGGGUUGUAGAUUCUUAGGAGAGCUACACGGUGUUCCAGUGUUGUUAAAAGACACAAUUGCCACCAAGGACAAGUUGAAUACCACCGCUGGGUCUUUCGCGUUGGUGGGGUCUGUGGUGCCGCGUGAUGCCACCGUUGUGGAGAGGUUGAGAAAUGCCGGGGCUGUUAUUUUGGGAAAGACUAGUCUCACUGAGUGGUACAGCUUUCGGUCUUUAGGCAAAGUUCCUAAUGGGUGGUGUGCUAGAGGGGGACAAGCCCAGAAUCCUUACCUUCCAUCUGGAAAUCCAUGUGGGUCAAGCAGUGGAUCAGCUAUUUCGGUUGCAACAAAUAUGGUUGUAGUUUCACUUGGGAGUGAAACUCAUGGCUCCAUCCUCUGUCCUUCUGAUCAUAACUCUGUAGUUGGAUUUAAACCAACUGUUGGACUCACAAGCCGAGCUGGUGUCAUCCCAGUUUUGCCCCACCUCGAUACCAUUGGACCCAUAAGCAGGACUGUUUCUGAUGCAGUUUAUGUGCUUGACGUGAUUGCCGGAUUCGACCCAAGAGAUUAUGAAGCAACAAGCGAAGCAGCCAAGUACAUUCCCAUAGGAGGUUACAAGCAAUUCCUCAACCAAGAUGGGCUUAAAGGGAAGAGACUAGGGGUUGUCAGACAUCCUUUUGUGAACUCUCUAAAUGGAUCCACCAUCUUUAUAGCUUUUGAGAGACAUCUUAACACACUAAGACAAAAUGGUGCAACUAUAGUAGACAAUCUAGAAAUAGCAGAUGUUGAUGUAAUUGUAAACCCUGGUAGAAGUGGGGAGCUGACUGCAAUGCUGGCUGGGUUCAAGAUCUCUGUAAAUGAUUACCUGAAGGAGCUUAUUUCAUCUCCUGUGAGGUCACUUGCUGACAUUAUCACCUUUAACCAAAAUAAUGAAGAUCUGGAGAAGACUGAAGAGUACGGUCAGGCCACAUUCAUAUCUUCAGAGAAGACUAGUGGGUACGGAGAAAAAGAGAGGAAGGCGUUUGAAUUAAUGGAGAAACUAUCGCAGGAUGGAUUUGAGAAAAUGAUGGCAGAAUAUGAACUGGAUGCAAUGGUGACACCGGGUGUUGGUGCCAUUCCUGUGCUGGCAAUCGCUGGCUAUCCAGGGAUUACUGUCCCAGCAGGUUAUGAUAACAAUGGGAUGCCUUUUGGCAUAUGUUUCGGGGGAUUAAAAGGUACCGAACCAAAGCUAAUAGAAAUAGCUUAUGCGUUUGAGCAGGCUACUAUGAUAAGGAGGCCUCCUUUCUCCAAAUCAUAUGGAUUGACAAAAGAUAAUUUUGUUCAAAGUAUAUGAUGGUUUUGAUGUCAUGUAUUUUUCUGGAAGAUAUUGUUGUAACAUAUCCACAGAUGCAUGAAACUAAAAUGGCAGUCUGGCAGUUGUAAAAUUGUUGUGUCCAUCGGAAUAAAUUGAAUGAGAGAAAAAAAUAAUCCAUUUUGUAUAUUCUAACAUAGCAUU